UUUCUUAAUCUCCUUCCGACUUUUGCUUAAGGAAAUGGUUUGCGCCUCUUUUUCCGGGACUAUUGUUCGAUUCGUGAACUACAAGAUAUGAAUUUGGGAUUCGAAAUGAAGAAAUUUACAGAAGAAGAAUUGUUACAACACAUUUGAUUCAUUGAUUGGAUGAUUGGACAUAAAGCUAUGACUCUUCUCCGUUCUCAGUCAAGUAUUGCCGUUUAGAUUUUGUUUUGCUGUGAGCGAAGAUGGCAAAGAAGGGCAAGGCAAGGCAAUACACCGAUAGAAGGAGGGUCAGAUCUGAUCAUAAAUAUGAUGAUGAGCAAUCAGAUGAGGAUUACUGUGUCAGUGAAAAUGAGCUGUUUGAUUGUUCAGAAGAUGAAUCAUUUUCAUUAGUUGCGGAUACAUCAGGAGUCAGUUUGGGUGACUGUGAAGAUAGCGAAGAAGAUGAGAUUAUGAAUGUCAAGCAGAAAAAAGUUGUUAAAAAGAAUGAUGCCCCACCAAAAGCACAGAAUAGACAGAAAAGCAUUAUAAAACAAAGAAAAAGGAAAAGAGUUAUGUACAAAGAAGAUGAUGAGAUCAGUGAUGACAGCGAUGAUGAUGGUGAUUAUGAGGAGGAAGAUGAGGCAGAGGAGGAAGAGGAAUUUAUCCCAAAUGAGAUCAAUGGUGUUGUAAAACGGAAAACGAGGGAUCGGUUUAUUUACAGAGAUGAUGAUGAUGACGUGGACUUUACCCCAGAUGAGAUUAAUUCUACAGAAGAAGAAGAAGAAAACUUGCAUAUGAUGAGGGGGAAUAAGAAAAUGGUAAAGCGGAAAUUGACAAAGAAUAAUAGAAAAAGGGUGCAGGGGAAGACUAUCUCGAAAGUCUCAAAGAAAACAAGGAAGAAAACCUCUAAAGUUUCUAAGCAGAUCAAUAGGAAGGGACCAAGAAAAACUUGCAGGAAAAAUUAUUCACAAGAGAAAAGGGAAAGAAGAUUAAUUAUAGAUUCUGAUUCAGACUUUGUGAGUUGUGCAUCAUCAGACCAUGAGUAUAUUAUCUCUGAAGAAGAGAGUGAACAAAUUAGAGAAGCUAAUAAAUUGUGUAGAGGUUUGAGGGAUAGAUCAAGGAUUCCAGGUUGUUCAACUGAUGCACGUUUGAGGGAUAGAUCAAUGAUUCCAGGUUGUUCAACUGAUGCACCACAAGGAAAAACCAGUCAACAUCAGGAGAAGCGAUCACUAAGAAAGGGAAAGGAGAAGGUAGCAGUGGUUGAGGAGUUGAAGAAGAGUGAUGGAGGAAAGCAGGUUUGUGGGAUUUGUUUUUCUGAAGAAGAGAAAAAGACAAUCAAUGGCAUGUUAAAUUGCUGCAGCCACUACUUCUGUUUUGCUUGCAUCAUGGAGUGGUCAAAGGUUGAAUCUCGUUGCCCCCUUUGCAAGCAAAGAUUUGUAACCAUCACCAAGGAUGCAAAGUCACCAUCACCAAGGACUGUGGUGAUUCAUGUUCCUGAACGUGAUCAAGUUUAUGUACCAUCUGAAGAAGAGCUUAGGGGUUAUCUUGAUCCAUAUGAAAAUGUAAUUUGCACUGAAUGUCAACAAGGCGGGGAUGAUGCACAUAUGCUACUCUGUGAUAUAUGUGAUUCACCUGCACAUACUUAUUGCGUCGGCCUUGGAAGUGAUGUCCCUGAAGGUGAUUGGUACUGUGAAGCCUGUAGACUAGCAUCUCCUCGCUUCCAAAAUCCAGAAAAUUCAAAUCCAACAGGUGAGGACUAUUAUGGUAGACUGCCUUCUAUAGCCACCAGCAGGAGGGAGAGUUGUGAGCUGGACGAGAUGUAUGUACCUGAGACUCCAUUAGCGCAACAAACAUUCAACACUUCAUCUCCUAGAGAUAAUCAGUCUGGUUCUUCUUCAGCUUCAAGAUCUGUGGCUUCCACAGUUUCACGCAGGAGAAGAAUACACCGUCAAAUAAGCCGAUUUAUUAGUAAUAACAGGAUGAGAUGGGCACAGAAUAGAGAUGUCACUACUGGGGGUUAAGAGUUCGUAUGGUGGGGUUCUUGGAAGUUGGAUUAGAGAUGCAUCAUCGCCUUUUAACUUUUAAUGCUUCAGAUAAUAAAAGUCUUGAAACUUAAUGAGGAAAAGGGUGGGUGGGGAUACAGAUUAAACAAUUGCAAGUGAUACAUUUUUUGUUGAUAAACAUGUCAUUUUGCUGUGUUGAACCUUUGCUGAAGGACAUAACUCACAUAAGUAGUGGUACUGUGGUAGCUUGUUCAAUUGUGUUUACAGAGAAUGAUUUAAAAAUCUCCCACACUUCGGGAUUUGGGAGUAUAUGUAUGAAUGUAUCUAAAUAAGUUAACAUUACAGAAGAACGUUAAAGUAGAAAAAUGUAAUGUAAUCCCUCUUGCAACUGUUGCAAGUGUUGGCAUGGACACGGGGAACCAUUCCAGGUCUAGGUCCUGGUGAUGUAUAAGGAAGAAGAGGAGCCUAAGCCUAGUAUUUUGGUCCUCAAAUUUGUUUCGGU
Molecule: messenger RNA, 2481 nt
Organism: Cuscuta epithymum
Lineage: Eukaryota; Viridiplantae; Streptophyta; Magnoliopsida; Solanales; Convolvulaceae
Source: the annotation of a GenBank genome assembly